Lactuca saligna is the source of this 1884-nucleotide messenger RNA. Lineage: Eukaryota; Viridiplantae; Streptophyta; Magnoliopsida; Asterales; Asteraceae. The record is from the annotation of a GenBank genome assembly.
AUGAACAGCAGGCAUCGUUUUUCCGAUGAUUACUCCGACACAAUCGACGACUACUCCGGCGAUGAAACAAUGGAAGUGGAGUCGACGGCGAGUAAGAGCAGCAUUCACGGCGGCGGAUUCCGUCGAGGUGUUUUACUGGCGUGGGAACAGGUUUAUUUGCUUGCAUGCAUCAUCGGUAUGUUCAUCGACCCGCUGUUUUUCUACACGCUCUCCAUAAGCGACUCCUGGAUGUGUGUGUUCAUCGACGGGUGGUUUGCUAUCACCGUCACGGUGGUCCGGUGCAUGACCGACGCCUUGCACGCGGCCAACAUGUGGUUACAGUUCAAGUGGAACAGGUGGUGGCGUUAUGACGUCGGAUUACGACAUGACGACAGGAAUUCAUGCAACGUGUCCCGGAAGUCGUUCCUGUUUGAUCUCUUCGUCAUCCUCCCAAUCCCUCAGGCGGUAGGAGCGUGUUGGUAUUUGCUUGGUAUGCAAAGGGUUGUGAAAUGCUUGAAAGAAAAAUGCAUGGAAGCAAACGGGAUUUGUGUCUCAAGAUUUUUGACAUGUCAGAACCCUGUUUAUUAUGGCACAGAUAAGUUUGUGAAAGAUCACACAAGGCUCUUAUGGGGAUCAAAUAAAGAGGCGAGAACAACUUGUCUUGAAAGCGAAGAUGGCUAUGGAGCUUAUAAAUGGACUCUUCAACUCUUUACCAAUGAUAGCCGUUUGGAAAAGAUACUUUUACCCAUUUUUUGGGGACUCAUGAACCUUAGUACGUUUGGGAACUUAGAAAGCACAACAGAUUGGUUGGAAUGUGUAUUCAUCAUCAUCGUUCUCACAAUGGGACUUCUUCUAGUAACCAUGUUGAUUGGAAAUAUCAAGGUGUUUUUACAUGCAACAACAUCAAAGAAACUAGCUAUGCAAUUGAAAAUGAGAAACAUAGAGUGGUGGAUGAAGAGGAGGCAGCUCCCUCAUAGUUUCCGGCAAAGAGUACGUAACUAUGAGCGCCAACGAUGGACUGCAAUGCGUGGUGUGGAUGAAUGUGAGAUGAUACACAAUCUUCCUGAGGGUCUCAGGAGAGACAUUAAGUAUCAUCUCUGUUUGGACUUGGUGAGACAGGUACCAUUAUUUCAACAUAUGGACAAUUUGGUCCUUGAGAAUAUAUGCGAUCGUGUCAAGUCCCUCAUUUUUACCAAGGGAGAAACGAUUGCAAGAGAAGGUGAUCCUGUACAGAGAAUGUUGUUCAUAGUAAGAGGUCAUCUUCAAAGCAGCCAAGUACUUCGAGAUGGUGUCAACAGUAGUUGCAUGUUAGGACCCGGAAACUUCAGCGGCGACGAGCUCUUAUCAUGGUGUCUCCGGCGGCCAUUCAUCGAGAGACUACCACCUUCAUCAUCAACGCUCGUGACUCUUGAAACAACCGAAGCUUUUGGGCUAGAAGCCGAUGAUGUCAAGUAUGUAACGCGGCAUUUUAGGUAUACAUUUGUGAAUGAAAAGGUGAAGAGGAGUGCUCGGUAUUAUUCUCCGGGGUGGAGGACUUGGGCGGCGGUGGCGAUUCAGUUGGCAUGGCGAAGGUACCAACAUAGACUCACUUUGAUGUCGUUGUCUUUCAUUAGGCCGAGAAGACCAUUGUCGAGGUGUUCUUCACUUGGGGAAGAUCGGUUGAGGCUUUACACUGCUUUGUUGACUUCGCCCAAACCAAAUCAAGAUGAUUUUAACUUUUGAGAUUGUAGAUUUGGUGUUAUAAUAUCUGUGUAAAGAUAAUAAAAAGAGAAGUAUAAAGUUGUAUAUGUAAUAUAAUAUGUUUGAUUAUGAAAAGUUUGAGUAUCGUGAAACAAUAUAUGAAUAUAAUAUGUAGAUGAAUGUUCAUAUCAAUAAUCAAAUUUCAAAACAUCAAUAGAAAUUAAC